Molecule: messenger RNA, 2362 nt
Organism: Cuscuta europaea
Lineage: Eukaryota; Viridiplantae; Streptophyta; Magnoliopsida; Solanales; Convolvulaceae
Source: the annotation of a GenBank genome assembly
GCCUAGCAUUUUUUGUGGUGCGCCGAGAAGGCCCGAAUGAAUAAAAUCAAAAUCUGUACUGUUUUCUCGAUCAAAACACCUUCCUUCUCUGAACUUCCAAGUUCCAACAUCAUCGUUCAUCGAUUAAAACCUAGGCUUUCUCUCUCUCUCUUGUUUAUUUCACAUCCGAUUCAGACAUUUUAACUUUCUCCCCCGAAGCUGUGAGCAGCUUCUGAUUUAGCAUUGCCAUUUGCUAUUCAAAUUUGAGGUGAUUAUUCCAAUCAUCGAAGAUUUGUAGAAGCCCAGAAUAUAUUAGCAUCAACACUUCUACCCAAGACUCUUUCUUUCUUUCCUUCUUUUCUUAUAAUCUCUAUUCUUUUAAGUUUCAGCUCAGAAAGGGUGAUCCGUAUUAAACCCAUUGUUGUGGUACAAGUUUUCGUAUUUAAGACAAACCCGAUCUUCUUGGUCACCAACACCUUGAACUGGCUUCCGAAAAUCAUUUCUUUUCUCAGAAACUUUGACUUUGAAUUCUUUCUGUUUAUGCUAAUGACAUGCUCCCGGUCUUAUAUAAGAGGGCAAUGAAGAACUCUGGAUCUGGGAAGAAAUGGCUAUAUGCACUCUUCUCCGCAGCAUUCAUAUCAGCUCUCAUAUUGUUGUCCUCGAUCACUGGUUUUAGUUCAUCUAACUAUGCAUUUUCAUCAGAUAGCCCCUUUGCAUCCACUGUCCACCGCGGGCCCGGGCAUCCUCCUGCAUUUGCCUACUACAUAUCUGGCGGUAAGGGAGAAGCAGAGAGGAUGUUUAGGCUAUUGUUAGCAGUUUAUCACCCUAGGAAUAGAUAUAUGUUGCAUAUUGGGGCUGAUGGGAAUGAGGAGGAGAGGAUAAAAUUGGCAGUCAUGGUGAAGUCAGUACCAGCAAUUCGGGCUUUUGGGAAUGUGGAUUUGGUUGGGAAACCCGAUCCCGUGACCAAUAUGGGAUCCACAAGCCUUGCGGCAGUUUUGAGGGCCGUGGCUAUUUUGUUGAAGGUGGAUAGUGGAUGGGAUUGGUUCGUUACUCUUAGCACACGGGAUUAUCCUCUGGUUAGCCAAGAUGGUAUGCUUUCUCACAGUUGAAUUUGACUUUUUCGAGCUAUCCCAUGUCUUCUCAAAGGUUAGGAGAGAUCUGAAUUUUAUUGAUCACUCCAGUGAUCUUGGAUGGAAAAUGGAUCAAAGAAUCCGUCCAAUAGUUGUUGAUCCAGGGAUUUACUUGGCUAGGAGGACCCAAAUCUUUUAUGCAACUGAAAAGCGACCCAUGCCUGAUUCAUUUACAGUGUUCACAGGCUCUCCUUGGGUUAUAUUAAGCCGUUCCUUCCUCGAGUUCUGCAUUUUUGGUUGGGACAAUCUUCCAAGAACCCUACUGAUGUAUUUUACAAAUUCUCUUUUGUCACAAGAAGUCUAUUUCCAUUCUGUUAUUUGCAAUUCUUUAGAGUUCAAGAACACAACAGUCAAUAGCAAUUUGAGAUAUCUUGUGUGGGAUAAUCCGCCUAAGAUGGAACCCCAUUUCCUAGACAAAUCAGAUUACGACGAUAUGGUUCAAAGUGGUGCUGCAUUUGCAAGACAGUUCGAGAGAAACGGGCCGGUUUUGGAUAUGAUUGACAAGAACAUCCUCAACCGUAGCCAUAACCGAGUCACUCCAGGCGCAUGGUGCACUGGCCGGGACACGUGGUUAAUGGACCCAUGCUCCCAAUGGGGAGAUGUCAAUGUUGUUAAAUCAGGACCAAUAGCAAAAAGACUAGGGGCGUCUGUAGACAAGCUUCUCGAGGAUUGGCAGUCACAGUCGAAUCAAUGCAAGUGAUGAGGGGAAAACUUCGACACUCCUGGAAAACCUAGUACUCUCGUGAUGUGUCAUGUGGAUAGUUUGUGGGGUCACUUAAACAACUCUCGUCAAGAUGACCCCAUAAAUCACACACGCGACGAAUGUUCAUUGGCUAGAGCACCGAGCGCUCAGUGUUUCUGUAGAUUUUUGUGGUCUUUUGUAUACAAUUCUUUUGUAGGAGACUCUUCUCUUGGUGCAAGGGGCCAAAAUUAAAAAUUUGAAUAAAAGUGCAAGGGUUGGUGGGGGUCUGGAGGGUUUGAAGACGUUUCAUGCGGAUUACUGAACCAAGACAAGAAGAGUCUAUCAAUGUAACUUAUAUGUACGAAAGUAAAACACUUGUAAGUUGUAACCUAUUAGUUUGUUCACUCAAUCUCUUGGUAAAACAAUUGUAAGUUUCUUUUUUUCUGACGCAAACACGCAAUUACACUUUCUGUACCGGUUAAGAACCUGAACGAUGUAUGUUAUUACGUGAUUUACGGCCAGUUGGGUGAGAGGAGCUAGAGAAAAUACACAAGAUGAAGAAAGAACAUUU